Molecule: messenger RNA, 411 nt
Organism: Protopolystoma xenopodis
Lineage: Eukaryota; Metazoa; Platyhelminthes; Monogenea; Polystomatidea; Polystomatidae
Source: the annotation of a GenBank genome assembly
CUUCAUAUUCGCAACAACAAAGAAGCCAUGCCAACCCGCAUCUUCUUCUAUCGUGAUGGAGUAUCUGAAGGCCAAUUUUCCACGGUUUUGUUAUCAGAACUAAGAGCUAUUCAAAAAGCUUGUAAAUCGUUACGACCUGAUUUUGAGCCUGCCAUAACUUAUGUUGUCGUUCAAAAGCGACACCAUAUCCGAUUCAGACCGCCUGAUCCCGGGAUGAAAAAUGUCGAACCAGGCACAGUUGUCGAUAAAGGGAUUACUCAUCCUCGGGACUUUGACUUCUAUCUAUGUUCUCAUGAAGGCAUUCAGGUACAAAAAUCAUCUCAAUUUGAUGGUGUUGAAGUAUAUUUAAAAUUAUUAUUAUUUGUUGAUCGAAUCAUACACAUGUAUACAUUACAUAGUGGGUGUCAAUGA